This is a messenger RNA of Mauremys reevesii (Reeves's turtle), 1062 nucleotides long. Its product is annotated as platelet glycoprotein VI-like. The coding region runs from base 31 to 1062 and encodes 343 amino acids. The record is from RefSeq and is a predicted model, not a curated record. NCBI's taxonomy places the organism in Eukaryota, Metazoa, Chordata, Testudines, Geoemydidae. The transcript has 6 exons.
ACCAUCCGGUGUCGGGGUCGGCGCCAGAACAUGAGGUUCCUUCUGUACAAAGAUGGAAACCUGACCGUGCUGCAGGACGUGGAGCCGGCUGGGGAUGUGACUCAGUUUCCCAUCCACGAUGUGAGCCGGAGGGACGCAGGGAGCUACAGCUGCUAUUAUCGCUCCAAAUCAGACCCGCCCGUCUGGUCGUACCCCAGCGACCCCGUGGAGCUGGUGGUAGCAGAUCUCCCUGCGCCCGGACCCUCCAUCUCCGUCAGCCCCAGUGGGGUGAUCACCACGGGGGGAGCUGUCACCAUCCAUUGUCAGUGUCAGUGCGAGACCAGGAGAUUAUUUCUGUACAAAGAUGGAAUCGAAAUCCGGGAGCUGAAUGCUACUGGGGACGGGGGUGAAUUCACCAUCCCCAGAGCCAGAUGGGAGGACGCAGGGUUCUACAGCUGCCGAUCUCGCUCCAGAUCGGAGCCACCCAACUGGUCAGAUCCCAGUGAUUUCGUGCGGAUUGUUGUAUCAGAGCUCAGAUACCCCAAACCUUCCAUCUCCCUGCGCCCCAGCAGGGGGGUCGCCCUGGGGGGAGCCGUGACCGUCUGGUGUCGGGGUCGGCACCAGAACAUGAGGUUCCUUCUGUACAAAUUUGGAAACCCGAAUGUGCUGCAGGACGUGGAGCUGGCUGGGAAUGUGGCUGAGUUUCCCAUUCGCAACGUGAGCCGGAGAGACGCAGGGAGCUACCGCUGCUGUUAUUGCUCCAAAUCCGACCCGCCCGUCUGGUCAGAGCCCAGCGACCCCGUGGAGCUCGUGAUAGCAGAGGGAACCGACCCAGCGAGGCCCCAGGAGCCGCAUCCCCCUCCGACAGAGCCGGCGGGAGAAGCAGCCCCCCCCAGGCGCCUGGAUUUCACCCAUGCCAACAUCGCCCGCCUGGGGCUGAGCGCCGUGAUCCUGCUCAUCCUGGGGCUGAUCCUGGCCGAGGCCUAUUACAGCCGCCCAAGGGGGCGCCCUAGGAGCCUGGAUCUGGCUGUACAGAGAAGAGAAUCUCCCCAGGGAACGAGCCGCUUCCCCUCGGGGGGCUGA